Molecule: messenger RNA, 1308 nt
Organism: Penicillium riverlandense
Lineage: Eukaryota; Fungi; Ascomycota; Eurotiomycetes; Eurotiales; Aspergillaceae
Exons: 5
Coding region: 1-1308 (435 amino acids)
Biological process (GO): peptidyl-lysine monomethylation
Molecular function (GO): protein-lysine N-methyltransferase activity; protein binding
Source: RefSeq, a predicted model, not a curated record
AUGGCAACCCCAGACUGGUGGCCCGGCGAAGAGCAUGCCGCCUUCACCGACUGGGCUCUCUCCCAGGGCGUCGUCGCCAAUGGGGUCACCCCAGCACGAUUCCCCGGCCGGGGACUGGGGAUGAUAGCGACACGAGGGAUCAAAAAAGGCGAGGCACUGCUGGAAGUGCCGACGUCCGUGAUGCUGAGGGCAUCCGAUAUCCCUAGCAGCUUCACAGAGAAAUUCCCCGAGGAUAUCGCAGUGCAUGCCCUCCUAUCGGCAUUUCUUACCCACGGAUCACCGGAGCUGCUGUCCAGAUACGACCUGUGGAGAAAAGCAUGGCCGAGCAGACAGGAUUUUGAAGAGAGCAUGCCUAUUCUCUGGCCGAGGGCAUUGGGUGGGCCACAGUGGCCAGACAGCGAUGAAGACACAACAAAAACAACAACAGAUUCUUCAACACACCCAACAACCAACUUUCUCCCACCUGCUAUCUCAGGUCACUGGAAUACCAUCCCCAAGAAACAAAACCAAAAACAAUACAAGACAGACCACCAGAACCUCCUCUCCCAACAAGAGACCAAACUGCGCAAAGCAUGGAGCGACGUGCUAUGCGUCUUCCCAGAAACAGACUGGAAAACUUUCUCCUACCACUGGCUUAUCAUCAACACGCGCAGCUUCUACUGGGUCGGCGCCGACGAAGACCCCCCCGAGGACCGAAAUGAUGCUAUGGCGUUGCUGCCGUUUGCGGAUUAUUUCAAUCAUUCCGAUGCCGCGUGUGAUGUGCACUUCAGCGAGGAGGGAUAUACCUUCCGGGCUACGAAGGCUUACAAGGUGGGAGAGGAAGUCUUCAUAAGCUAUGGUGCUCACCCGAAUGAUUUCCUGUUAGCUGAAUAUGGAUUCUUCCUCGACGAGAACAGCUCAGAUGCAAUCUACCUCGAUGACAUCGUUUUCCAAGACAUCAAGAACCACGAGAAACAGGAGCAGUUGUGGAUGAACCAGUAUUAUGGUAACUACCAUGUCACCUGCCACGGAGUCUGUUACCGCACCGAGGUCGCUGCAUGUCUGACAUACAUGAAUGAGGAGGACUGGCAAAAUCAUGUUCUCGAGGGCUCGUCCCAGGGCCUGGAUGAGGCCAGGUCCGAGGAUACCAUCAAGAUCUGGAUUCGGGCGUAUCGCAACGAAGCAGACACGACUAUGGCCGCGCUGCGCACGGUUAUAGACGCCAGCCCUGAUGUGCGUGAACAUCGCCAGAAAGCGGAGAUGCUGCUGAGGCGAUGGGCGCAGAUUCGGGAUCUCUGUGAGCGUGCGUUGGAGUCUGUAGCAAUAUAG